GCCUUGUGUUCAAGAGACAGAUUCGAUUUUUGCUAGCAGUGGAAGCUAGAAGAGCACCCCUGCAUACAUUCUAACCUGCGUUUUCAAGCAAAUCAGACUUCCCGUCCAUUAUAGCUGCGUAAUGUCGUCCGAAAAUCUAUCAGAUACUCAGAUGGAAUAUGAGGAUGAAAAACAGGUGGGUUUAAUAUCAUGACACUAUCUUGAGUUUGCCAGCUAGCUAUGACGCUAGCUCUAUGUUUGUUGUAACGCGUUACAAGUGAAGUGUUUGAAUUGAUAGCUAGCUAGUUAGCUUUCGUUAUGGCAUCAAACCUUUAAACGUCUCGUUUACCAGCAGUGACAGUGUGUAUAAAUCUUUUGGAAAGGUCUUGAGUAAGAUUUACGUGUCUCUCGAUAAGCAAUAAUAACAUAGGUACUGUAUAUUAUUGAGUUAUUUAUUGAGUUUUCCUUUGUGCCAUUGGCUCGCUAGUCCACAGGUUAUGAGAUAUACCUGGGCCUCAUUGGUCUAUCCAGACACUGCAGUAGUUGAGCCUGAGGUUGAGUCUUCAGGCUUUCGAGACUGUCAGGCAAACAAUAAUAUUGUAGCCUAUCCUUUGAAAUCUGUGUUUCAAUGGAAACCAGGGUCAAUCAUCACAGUCACUUAUAUGCUAGCUGAUCAGUCACACAAAGCUUAUAAGGAUGUAUAAGCUAGAUCUAUUGAUUCAUACUCGUUUUCAGUCCCCUAUGUUUUGUGAAUGUUGUUAUUUAAAGUGUUGCACUGAUAUUAGGCUUAGCUAUAUAUAAUAUAGGCCUAUCUAUAUCAAUAUGUGACAGCUAUCAAAUGGAGUACACUGAUGAAAAGGCACUUGUACAGGCAGCAUCCUGAUUGGAUGCUGGUGAAGGUCAGAGUUCAGGUGAGUCUGUUGACAAACCCACUGGUCAUAUCAAUAUGCAUUGACUAGCAUGUCUACAUAGGGAAGGUACUGAUGCGACACUUUGUCUUAUCAAUGCUAAGGGGUGCUAUUAAUACAAUGGUCUUUUGAUACAAUGGCAAGAAGAGAAACCGGUCAUGUGGGAAAAUAACAUUUCAUGGUAGCUAGCUACUAUGGGGUCUAGCAGUUUGGAACUUUUUUAGGGAGUGGAAAGUAUCUGGUCCACUCUUGCAUUUUCCAUCAUUGGGGCUGAAUAUAGCAACUUUUACAUUUUCGUUAUGGAUCCAAGUGAAUCAGCAAGGGAAUCUGUUCAUCGGCUUCUCUACCUUGAGUCACUUAUUAUUCCUGCCCCAGCAAGCUUUGCGUUCACUGUCCUCUGCAUGGAAUGGCAGAUAUUCUCCUGUACUUCGAUUGCAGUGUUUUGUGGGUUUCUCAAUGUUUUCUUAGCUUUAUUUAGCCAGAUAAGUUACAAUGUGUUGUAAGUUAACAAUGGGCAAUUCCAUGUCAACAGUGAUAAAAUAAAAUAAAAACAUACAUGCACAAGGACUACUUUCCACAGAAAAUUUGACAAAAACAUAUUUACUUGAAGAACAGUGCAGAUAGAGGUUGGUAACAGAAUGACGGGUUGUGCUGUUUGAGCUGUCAUUCUGUUACCAAACUUUGCAUCUGCACUGUUCUUUAAGUACAUUUAUUUUUAUUUUGUAUUAUUCUGUGAAAAUUGUUAAAAGUAUUCCUUGUGCAUGGAGUUGUAUGGUUUGUUUAGCUUUGCAAUCAUUGGUUUUUGUUUGACAUACAUUUUAAAGUGAAAGAUCAGUCUUAGCUUCACUCUGUUACUGUGGAAUUGCCCCAAUAGAGAAUACUUAUUUUGCUGACUUCUGCUCAGAGUCUACCUGUACUGUGGACAAUAACAGGGUGUGUCCUGUUAACGUACUUUCCACUGGCCUCGUUCCAUGGACUCCACACUGGCAGAAAAGGGUAAACCAGUUUGUCUAGUGCAGGAGUUGACUCCAGUAAACCAUAGGCUUACACCUUACAAAAAGCUUUAGCAUGAAGGUGUCAUGUGAACACUAGAACCACUCUGCAAGCUCUGUGUACCUAGACUUUGGUCAGCAAUUACUCAAGGCCUGUUUCUGUAUCAUAUUUUUACAAUAACCAUAAAGUAACGCCACCCUUGGCUUGUAUAUAUUUGCAGACAAACGGCUUUAUGAGGGGAAAACAAUAACAUGUCAGUGAUGGGGUAACAAGGCUGUUUUGUCCACAUCAGCUGAGGAAAAGUGUGUGAGAGAGGGGGAAAUAAUAGAUGUGAAGCUGCUUUCUAGUCACACUUAAUUCUUACUCGAUCAUAAUACUCGUCUUCUGAGUGAGUUGUUUAUUACAGGCAACCAUGAGGGCGUGAGAGAUAGUGUUGCAGGAGAGCAUGCAGAGUGUGACUCAUACUAUGAAGACGCUUCAACUCCCUCAAGUCAUUUUCAUGGCAUUAGCCCACUUCACAGCUGAAAUGAGUAGGGUUAGGCUAUAUGAUUCAGAUGCAAUCCUUUCUGAAGAGCACAGUGCCAGCCCAUUAAUCUUGUUGUUUUGUCAUCAUCAGACCAUCUUAUAACCUUCUUAUUAGUUUUAAUGUCACAAGUACAGUGAAAUGCCUUUCUUCAACCACUAAAUCCAACAAUGCCGUAAUCAAUAACAAUGUAAUACUAAAAAUAAUAUAAGGUAGAACAAAAACACACAAGAAAUAGAAAUAAGAAGAACACGAGAAAGUAAGUAAGAAUACUAUAUACAGGGUCAGUCAGUUCCAGGACCAUAUUUACAAUGUGCAGGGAUUCUGGAAGAAUAGAGGUAGAUAAUUAUAGGGGUAAGAUGACUAGGCAUCAGGUUAUAUUACUGCAUAUCACAAGGCGUUGGACAGUUAAAUGGAGAAUGUCUAUUUUAAAAGCCUAUGCUUUUUCUUCUCUGUGCAUCAUGGCUGACAUUAUGAUGAGGGAUAUAUAAGCGUAGGCUACAUAGGCCUACUGUUUUGAUGUUUCUCCUCUUUAGCAAAAUUCCUUGCGCAUAGCAAGUAACACCCAUAUGACGGCACAUCGAAAUGUUUUCUUUGUCUGGACAGGACUCUCAGGAAAAGAAUGCCAACCUUGUGAAGGGCGAAGAGGUCAAGCUGAAGGCCAAGUACCCCGGCCUGGGCCAGAAGCCUGGAGGCUCUGACUUCCUCAUGAAGAGGCUACAGAAAGGGGUAAGUGGAACCCUUCUCCUGGAGAGCCACAGAGAAUACAUGCUUUUGAUUCGGCAUGUUAGUUUAGUGCUAGGCUGGAACAAACGCCUACACACCCUUGUUGACCACUUGACUAGGAAAUCGCAUAGGCUUCGAAUAGUCCUCUUUAAGACAUUUCAAUACGUUCUGCAUUUAUGAGGAUCUCAGAUUGCAUUGGCAUGUCUGUGACAGUAGCUAUGUUUCCAUGAACUUGUCCAGUGAUUUUUUUUUUCUUCGACAUUUAGAAAGUUCACAAAGAAAAUAGAUGCGACAAUUGCCGUUUCCAUUUAACUAACUUGUGUCAAUAAAAACAGCUGGACGUAAUGACCUCACACCUAAAAAUGACAUGUAAAAAAUUGCAGAAACCUACAGUGUCGCAUAACAAUAUAGUGGUUGAAGUGUUUCCAUUACCCAUUUAGGCAAAUUGCGCAUUAAUAAAUUGGUGACAGCCUGUAUGCCCUCCCACAUAUCUGUUUCAUGUCUCGGGUAUAGCCAGCGAAAGCCAGCAUGUAUAGAAUGCAAUAAUUUACUAAUAUUUGCCAUAUUCUAAUAAUUAUCAUAUGCCAGCGUAUCGCCACGGUCCGAACCAUGGAGAAACUUGCACUCCUAUAGAUCUGAAAUAAUUGGAUGUUGAAACUUGCCAGCCAACCAGAAAAGCAAGGCGAAGCAAUUCAGGCAUUCUUGAAAGUCAGGACAAUCCUUGUCCUGCAAAUAAACAUUAUUUUUAUAGUUGAAAAAAUGGAUUUAGCAAGCAGUAGACAUUUUAGAAUUAAAUGUGGUGUGGAGCUUUAUAGUUACUCGUGACAUCACGUACCCCACAUACAAUCAUCAUUUAUUCCAAAAACAUUGUCAAAUGUCGCAAUAAAGAAAGUUAGACAAAAUAAAAAUCCUGUCGAACGGAUAAAAAUGUUGUUGAUCUUUAGAACGUUUCUCCUAUAUCUGCCGUUUCCAUGACACGUCGCAAUGAUUCUUUUUGCGACAUUGCUUUUUUCGAAUAAACCAGGGUCAUUGGAAACCUACCUAUUGACAUGAACUAGCAGAAUUACUCCAGACAACCUGAAUUGAAUUCCUUCUAUCUUGCCCCCACCUAGCAAAAGUACUUUGACUCAGGCGACUACAACAUGGCCAAAGCCAAGAUGAAGAACAAACAGCUGCCCGUGGCGGGGCCCGACAAGAACCUCGUCACAGGGGACCACAUUCCCACGCCACAGGACCUGCCCCAGAGGAGGUCCUCCUUGGUGACCAGCAAACUAGCAGGCUAGCCUAGCCUCCACCCAUCCACCAGGCCCCUAGCUAACGUCCCUCACCUGUCCCCCAACGAUGUUCCUCCCUAGUCAUCUCCAGGCUCCACUUGGCUUUAACGUAUCGGGGAGAGCUGUGAAAGUCAGUACAUAUUGCUUGUAUGUGGGUGGGGAGGGGAGGGGAGGUGAGCUGGGACCUUAUCUACCAUCUCUCCACAC
This is a messenger RNA of Coregonus sp. 'balchen', 4610 nucleotides long. The record is from the annotation of a GenBank genome assembly. NCBI's taxonomy places the organism in Eukaryota, Metazoa, Chordata, Actinopteri, Salmoniformes, Salmonidae.